UGUCCGACGUAUCUCACCGGACAAUACCCACCACUCGCAUUCACAUAAUGGCCUUGGACGGCAUAGUCAACGUGAACUCACUUUUCUCAAUUGCCCUCUUCAUAGGCCUCACUUGGUUCCCUACCACCGACCUCAGCUCCAUGCUACUAGGCUCUAACAAAGCUUGUGCUGCCGGUACCGAUACGGCGGAAGGACUCAUCUCCUUCCACGUCUACUCUUUCAGCUCCUUCCUUUUCUCCAGCCUCAUUGCCUUGGCUCUCAAGCAAGCCAUCAAAAUUAGCGAGUGUUGUACUAGUAGUAGAAAUGGUGGCUCGGAUUCUGAGUUGCUUGGUGCCAACAUGGGCCAUGUUAACCAGGUGGGUUUGCGGGUCGGUACGCUGGUCUCGGCGUUCGGGUCGGUUUUCGGAUGUGGGUUCUUGAUGAUGGCCUUGGUGGACUUGGUUCAGAUCAAAUUGGGGAGGUUGAGUUGUGGAGAUAUGUAUACUUUUGCUGCAAUUGGUCCUUUGGUGACUUUGGUCCCUUUGGCUCUUGUGAUCUAUAUCUUUCUUGUGCUUCAUGCCUUUACUCGUUAAGGUAUCGAUGAAGCUUAUACAACCCUCUCAAUUUAGUUGUGAGUUGUAAAUGGUUCAUUAGAUCCCUUUAGGCUUUGAAUCAUUGCUAGA
Messenger RNA from Argentina anserina (silverweed cinquefoil), 662 nucleotides. RefSeq lists its product as uncharacterized. The record is from RefSeq and is a predicted model, not a curated record. The transcript has a single exon. The coding region runs from base 48 to 572 and encodes 174 amino acids. Lineage: Eukaryota; Viridiplantae; Streptophyta; Magnoliopsida; Rosales; Rosaceae.